UACUGAGACUCAAUUUCUUUGCAUUCGUUAAGAAAAUUAAAAAAGAUUGCAAUGUACAUUAAAAGAAAAAACUAUGAUGGUUAGAUUAGUUUUCCAAGUUUAGUUUUACUAUUGGAUAGUUUAUAAGGAGGGUAAAAUCUAGGCUAUAAUAGAAACUAGGCCAAUCUGUGAGGAUAAGAAAAAGUGUUUGAAUGAACUCUGAAAGCAGGUAGGUUCAGCUCCGGGUCCCGGCUCCAGCUUUCAAACCUCACACCGCCAAAACACAAAGAAGAAUUAUGUUGAAAAGAGAUUCGUCCGUGGACCCGGAAACACGUCCUCAACCCUUCUCCGGGUCCCAGUCACCAGUAUGGAUUGUAAACCAAAGACCUGGAUCCUUUAGGGAAAAGUAGUAAAUAUAGUAAAGUUGUGGAAUUGAGAAGGUUGGGAUUGGUUACCUAAACUCCGAGAAAUUGUGAACAAAGAAAUCAAUUCUAGAGAAUAUCUUUCCCUCAGUUUGAGAUGAAAACUCUAGAGAAAUACAUCAGCAAGCAGCUCACCAGACUCAACUAUAGAAACACUGUCCGAUGUAAAGAGGAUAUAAUAAAUGCUCUGAGAUCCUAUAAAUGUUUAGCACCAGGAAUAGAAACCUACGUUUUCCAGGAUGGAGACAGUAUGGUUCUACUGAAUCUGGGUGGAACUAUUCCAGUUCUCUAUAAGGAUGAAAUCUAUAAUAUUCCAGUACGGAUCUGGAUCCUGAGAGAGUAUCCGAACCUUCCGCCUCUCUGCUAUGUUGCUCCAACCAAGGAUAUGGAGAUCAGUGUCUCACCCUUCGUGGAUCAUUCAGGACUGGUUGAGCUCCCAUGUAUCUCGGAGUGGGAUGAGACAAGUACAGAUAUAUCCACCCUACUCCAGAUUGCAAGAAUUACAUUUAGUGAAAACCCUCCUGUGUUCUCUAAACCUAAGCUGUCAAGGAGGAAAAGGACGGAGCCUGAUUAUGAAUCUAUCUGGAGGGAGCACUAUCCUGAUAGUGAGGAGGAGGAGGAUAAGUUAGUUCGUCAAACCUUACUUGUUUCAGCUGGAGAAACCUGCAGGGGUAAGCUGGGAGAAGUUUGGUGUCGGACUAAAGCUGAGAUAGAUUCAUUACAUGUUCUCAACCGUGAACUUAUAGAAAGACAAGAGAAGAUAGGAGAGUUGGUUGAGAUGAUGAAGGAGAAGGAGGAGGAGGUUGGCAAAGCUCUCUCUACUCUCAGGGUUAUGGAGGAGCUUAUGACUGAGGUUCAAGGUCUCCGCAGUCAACAGAUCUCAAGCAAGGACGGAGAAAAAAUGAUAUUUACAGAGUCUGCUUGUCAGGACCGGAUACUGGAGACAGUGGCUGAAGAUGAGGCAGUUAAUGAUUCAAUUUACGCUCUAGGCCGAGCUCUCAAGGCAGGACAAGUCGGAGCAGAACCCUAUCUCAGGGCGGUUCGUGAUCUCUCCAGGGACCAAUUUGAACUCCGACUCCGAACCAUCAAACUUCAACAGAGAGAAAGACAAGCACUCCGACAAAAGGAAGAGAGGGAUAAAACAGAUAUUGGAACUAAACUUGAAGCAAGCAUCUCAAAAACUCCGGUACCUAGCGGCGAGACAAGCAAAUUCUCAGAUAAGAAGGACGGAACCCAAACCAAAGAUAAAACAAUAUUGAUCUCAUACCAUACCAGAGACCACGGAGGAACAUGUUUACACAAUCACGUUUCAAAACCAUUUAGGAAACAUGAGGAGCGGAGUGCGGAGACGAAGUCGGAAGGAUCAAGUGUAGAACGGAAAAAAGAAGGACGAAGCACGGAAAGGAAAUGCGAAGGACAAAGCUCAGAAAGGAAAUCAGAAAGAUGUAAGGUGGACAAGAAAUGUCAGGGUCACAGUGUGGGAAGGAAAUGUGAAGAGCGGUGCUCAGAAAGGAAAAGAUGUUGUCUAGAAAGGAAGAGGGUAGGAAGGAGUGAAGAAAGGAAAUCGAAAACAAGAAGUGCUGAAAGAAAAAUAGAAGAAAAGGGCGCAGAGCAGAAAAGGGAAGGACGGAGUGGAGAACGAAAGGUCGUAGGCCAAAGUGCUGAACGAAAAAUCGUAAGCCAAAGUGCUGAACGAAAGGUCGCCGGGCAUAGUACUGAACAAAAGGUUGAAGAAACAAAGAAUGGAGGAAAGAAAACUGAAUGUUUAAAGAUAGAUCGGAUUGAGAAGAAGAAAAAUCCGUAUAAAGAUGUAUCCAAGCAACUAGAAACCCUAGCAACGAAGCAAAUAAACAAACAAAGAGUGAGAAUUGCAAAUUCAUAUUUUAAAGCAUAAUAAUGUAAAUUUAAUAGCUUUCAUAUAACCUUUUUACCCUGCUAGUUCAGUGUACUAUUUUUGUGUGCUCCGAGUAAAUCUCUUAAAUCGUCUAAGGUCCGAAUUACUUGCCUCAAACUCCUAUUUCUUAAUAGUGAGAUAAAUGAGAGUUUAUUGCGAGUAAUCAGUUCCUUCAGGAAAGCUCUACACAUUCGUUCAAUUAAAAUAAGAACUUUUUACUUUAUUCCACGUGCUGUUAACGAUAUAACUCACACUGCCAUUAUUUAUAUAACAGUAAACUGUAAAUGGACUGUAGACGUACAGGGUGUCCCAAUAAACAUGGGAAUUCAGUGACGAAUUCGAUAUCGUCUUUUUAAUAAGUCUUUGAUUUAG
Molecule: messenger RNA, 2667 nt
Organism: Eurytemora carolleeae
Lineage: Eukaryota; Metazoa; Arthropoda; Copepoda; Calanoida; Temoridae
Product: tumor susceptibility gene 101 protein
Exons: 12
Coding region: 499-2295 (598 amino acids)
Biological process (GO): endosome to lysosome transport; protein transport; protein modification process
Cellular component (GO): ESCRT I complex
Molecular function (GO): ubiquitin binding
Source: RefSeq, a predicted model, not a curated record